Protobothrops mucrosquamatus (brown spotted pit viper) is the source of this 1508-nucleotide messenger RNA. RefSeq names its product chromosome unknown C6orf120 homolog (gene CUNH6orf120). The transcript is spliced from 2 exons. Lineage: Eukaryota; Metazoa; Chordata; Lepidosauria; Squamata; Viperidae. The record is from RefSeq and is a predicted model, not a curated record. The coding region runs from base 137 to 697 and encodes 186 amino acids.
GAGCGGCUCGAGUCGAAAUCUCGCGAAGCUACAGAGGAGUCUCGUGGCGAGCUGGGUUCCAGCUCUGUCAAAAGAUUCUGGCGGCCUCCUCGAUGGUGGCUGGAGAGCGAGAGAAGCGGCUCGGCGCUAGAGUGUGAUGGCCCAUUACUACAAGAAGAUACUAGUAAUAUUGUUUACUUUUCAAGGACUUCUUAUAACAAGUGCUUUUAAUGAGGAUGGGGAUAUACCUGAAGAAUGGAUUCUCCUGCAUGUAGUUCAAGGUCAGAUUGGUGCUGGAAAUUACAGCUACUUGAGACUAAAUCAUGAAGGGAAAAUAGUGCUUCAGAUGCAGAGUUUAAAAGGUGAUGCAGACUUGUAUGUAUCUGAUGUAACUCUUCAUCCCAGUUUUGAUGAUUAUGAAUUACAGUCUGCAACUUGUGGUCAAGAUGUGGUUUAUGUGCCAGCACACUUUCGUCGCCCAGUGGGAAUAGGAAUUUAUGGUCAUCCCUCUCAUAUGGAAAGUGAAUUUGAAAUGAAAGUGUACUAUGAUCAAACAGUUGUAGAAUCUCCAUUUGGUGGUGGCUCAUACAAUCCAGAAGAAAUGAAAAUGAACCAGAAGAAGUUUCAUUCAACAGAAGAUGAGUAUCAAGACGAGGAAUCCGUCUUCUGGACUAUAUUGAUUGGAAUACUAAAAUUAAUACUUGAAAUUCUCUUUUAGAUUUAUAGCUUUGGGUGUGAGCAAUCUGUACAACUGAUUGAAUGCUGUUCUAAGCUGUGGAUUGGAAAAUAAAGCCAUAAUUAUUUUUAUAAUGUAAACUUUUCCCAGUGCUAUAUUGUAGCAGGCACAGUAUUUGUAUGGUUUUCUCUUAACUGAUCAGGGUUAACGGAUGCUACAAUUCACUGUGAUUUUUCAAUAAAACUUCAAAAUUGUAGAAAUAUGAAUUCAUGCUCAGUAUUUCAACACAUUUGUUAAUAUAUUCACAAAUAAUGUUAUAUAUAUAUAUAUUAAGAUAGAUAUAGACUAUCUUCUUUGGCCAAAAUAGAAAUACUUACAUGAGAAAGAUUUGAAGAAUGGAUUCUGGAAAAGAGUUCAUCUGCUUUUCCAACCACCAUUAACCACCUAUUAUUUGAAGCAACCCGAAUACAGAAUUACCUAUAGGUAAGCAUGAAGAUUUCAAACAUGAAAUGUUGACGUUAGAACAUUUAGCCCACUCUAAUUUCAAAUCAUUUUCCACAGUGCAAGCCCAUCUAUAUCUACUUAAAAAUCAUGUAAUCAUCACCUACUAGGAAGUACCACCAUACUGGCAUUUUCAGGAAACAAUACCUGAGCUUCCUUGUUCCAGAAUUCCUCCAACUUCUGUGAGAUGUUUUCACAUGUGAUCUGGAAAAGACCUUGAGAUCACUGGAAAGACAGAAGCUGAAAUGUUUUGAAAAUGAAUACAGUAUGUUCUGAAUAAACGCUUUGAAGAGGAAAAAUACUAGGAAAAAACUCUAAUAUUGCAUCACCAGGAAAGGCCAUAAGAAAAAAA